Molecule: messenger RNA, 4466 nt
Organism: Sinocyclocheilus rhinocerous
Lineage: Eukaryota; Metazoa; Chordata; Actinopteri; Cypriniformes; Cyprinidae
Product: Fanconi anemia group D2 protein-like
Exons: 42
Coding region: 279-4454 (1391 amino acids)
Biological process (GO): double-strand break repair involved in meiotic recombination; mitotic intra-S DNA damage checkpoint signaling; homologous chromosome pairing at meiosis
Cellular component (GO): condensed chromosome; nucleus
Molecular function (GO): DNA polymerase binding
Source: RefSeq, a predicted model, not a curated record
CAGUAAAUUCCCAAAACUAUUCGUACAUCAAUACAGAAUUAAGAAUUUUACCACGGUCCCUAGAUUUUACGAAACACUGGCGCGGGAAGCUUUUCGACAGACUCGUCUUUUAGCCUGUUUACGAAAACAUACAUUUUAUGCUCAAAUCUAAAUGUAAUCAGCGUUUAUUAAUAUAACAUCUAAAUUACAAACGUUUAAGAUCAGAAUCGCGGGGAGUAACGUUAAGGCAACAUCUGUUAUCAAUUCAAUCUUAUCGGUUCUUCUGAUCUGAGUUGAAGAUGAUGCGUAAAAAGAAGCGCUCAUCCAUCACUGUCGAUGACGAUUCCACACUUGACGUUCCGAAGUCAAAAAAGACCAAGAGCAGUGGACGACCCACAAAGUCUUCAGCACAGGACUUGCACCCGGACUCAGUUUUUGUUCAGUUUCUGAAGGAAUCUGGUGUCACUUUGAGAGCUGGCAGUACAGCUAAUGAAAUUGCUGUAGACCAAGUAAUAUUUCAAAAGCGGCUCCAGCAGCGUCUACGAAAAAAUCCUAGAUUCCCCAAUAUAAUCCAGGAAUUUAUAUCUGCACUGGAAACAUACAUUGAAGACCCAGAGAGAUUCAGAAACUGCCUGCUACCUUGUGUGCCAUCAUCCUCUUCACAGCAGGAUACCAAUUCUGGCUCCUAUCAGGAAAGUCUUGUACGCUUGUUGCUUGGAAUAGAGAUGCUACAGACCCUGAUCAUAAACAUUUUGUUCGAAAAGCUUCCAGAAUUCAUGUUUGAGGGUGUAAGAGAGGAUGGCCUCAACGUUCCCCGUCUCAUAAUAAACCAGUUGAAGUGGCUGGACCGAAUUGUAGAUGGCAAGGAUUUGAGCAGUAAGCUGAUGCAGAUGGUGUCUGUGGCUCCAGUGGAGAUCCAGCGAGACAUUAUUACCAGCCUGCCUGAAAUCCUGGAGGAUUCCCAGCAUGGAGACACGGCCAAAGAGCUGAAUGGUUUACUUCAGCAGAACACUCAGCUCGCUGUGCCUAUAUUGGAUGCUUUAUCCAGUUUGAAUCUGAGCUCUGCGUUACUGUCCGAGGUUCGUGAGGCAGUAAUGGGAACUCUCUCUGCUGUGCAGUUAGAGGAUCUUCCUGUUGUAGUGAAGUUCAUCUUACACUCCAUCUCUGCAUCUGGUCCUAAUGAGGUGGUGUGUGACCUGCGUAAAAAGCUUGAAUUGGAGCAGUGUGUCUUGCCAGCUGUGCUGCAGGCCUCCCAGAGUCGUAUGAAAAGCAAAGCCGUGUCAGGUGUCCCAUCAUGCAGCAAUGGUCAGGAUAGUGUGGCUUUGGUUCUGGAUGUCAUAAAGUCAGCUAUCCGCUUUCAGAAGACCAUCUCAGAGGCUUGGCUAAAAGCCAUAGAGAAUGUUGAUGAGUCAGACGACCAUAAGGUGGUUGAUCUGUUGGUGCUGUUCAUCCUUCACUCCACUAAUGCAAACCACAGCCGGCGUGGGGCGGAGAGAGUGCUCAAGGUCAAAGUUCGCAAGGGUCUGAUUCAGGAAAGUCUCUUGCAGAAGACCUUUAAGGGUCAUGCUCAGGUGAUGCGGGGUUAUUUCCCAUCAAUUCUGGCUCUAGCUCAGGGACUCUUGCGGUCUUCAGACUGCUGUGUGGUGCCUUUUGGAGGUCACAUGUACAAACAGGCCUUCACUGGCUUUGACUCCUACUGUCAGCAGGAGGUGGUGGGCUCUCUGGUCACACACGCAUGCAGUGGUGUGAGCGGCGAGGUGGAUAUGGCUCUUGAGCUGCUCUAUGAGCUGGUAUCUCAGAGACCUGCAGAGAUGAGCCAGUUCACUGUUUUUGUGAAGGGUAUUCUGGACUACAUGGACAACCUGACCUCACAGCAGAUCAGACGACUCUUCCACCUGCUCAGCCACCUAGCAUUUGGACAGGAGCAGCACGGAGGACACAUCCAGGAUGACAUGCAUAUCGUCAUCCGUAAGCAGCUGUCUAGCAUGGUGCCCAAGUACAAGCGUAUUGGUAUUAUUGGCGCAGUCAUGAUGGUGGGCAGUAUGGGGGCCUGCAGAAAUAAACCUGAAGGCUCUCAGGGUGGCACGCUGCCCAAAGAGACACACAGACAGGUGAUGGCUCUGUUGGAGCUGGUACGCUCAUGCAGUGAGAGUUCCCCUGAAGCUGCCGCUCUCUAUUACGAUGAGCUGGCCAACCUGCUGCAGACCUGCAAACUGGACCUUCUAGUGCAGGCAUGGAUCGGGAAGAGUGUGUUAGAGGAUUUUCAGGAAGACUUUGUUGUAGACCUUGGGCCAGAUAUAUCAGGUCCAUUUGUGUUUCCUGCCUCUGUGAUGUAUAAUUUGGACGAUGAUGAGAGUCAAGGGGGAAUCGCCAUCAAUCUACUGCCACUUAUGACUCAAGACCAGCAGCCCAAAACAGACACAACCCAACCAGCUGGAGUCAAGAAAGAAAGGCGUGUGUCUCCACUUUGUCUGUCCCCGUUUUUCCGCCUGCUGAGGUUGUGUGAAGAGGUGCAGCACCAAGGCGAUCUGGAGGAGAUUGAUGCUCUGCUAGGCUGUCCUCUGAUUCUGACUGAUAUGGAGAAGGUGGAGAGUCUGUCUAAGGCUGAGAGAGAAUUCCUCUGUUCUCUGCUCUUUUACACCAUCAACUGGUUCAGAGAGGUGGUGAAUGCAUUUUGCAAGCUGAACGAUCCUGAGAUGAAAAUGAAGGUUGUAACUCGUAUUCAGAAUAUCACUUACCUUCAGAGUUUACUGCAAACGUGCUUGGCAGCUACACCAGGCUACACUCCUCCUCAGGCUAACUUUGAUGGAGAGAGUGCUGAAGGGAUGAUACCCUCUUCUUCAAUUGCUCUGCCAAAGAAAGAGUCAUCUGGGAGGAAGAGGAAGGCUUCAGCGAGUAAGAACUCCUCAGGAGACAAAUCACAGCUGAAGGGGGCCGCAGAUGCAGAGGAUUCCCAACAGGACCAUCCAGAGAAAGAGAGCGAGAAGGAGAAAGAAAAGGAUGCCAAAUCAGGGGUCAGUCUGUCUUCGUACUGGCCAUUCUUCAGAGAGCUGGAUGUUGAAGCUCUGAGCGUGCUUCAGUGUGGCCUUCUGUCGCGGACACUUUUGGACACUGAGCUGCAUAGUAAGUUAAAGGAGGAAGUGCAGUUGGGCCCUGCAGAAUUGCUUUUCAUGCUGGAGGACAUGUGGCGUAAAUUGGAUUUCAGUUUGGCUUCUGCACCAGCCAAAAAGGCUCCAUUUCUCAAAAGUAAGACAGACAGAGCAGUUGGCUUUGCUCACUUGCAACAGAAAAAUGCCAAAGAAAUCGCCACCUGUUGCAUGGAGCUGCUGCCCACACUCUGCACACACCUGGAGAACUGCCACAAUCAUUUUCAGACUCUGCUUUCUGAGCAUCAGGGUGUUGUUGAUGCUCCUGGUGUGGAUGUGAAGGAACAGCAGCUCAUGUGUUCAGCCUAUCAGCUCCUACUUCAAGUGCUACACACCACGUUCAGCUGGGCUGGCUUUUCUGGUCCAGAGCAUCGUGCUCUGCUGAAGAGCGCUCUGGGGGUCCUGGCCGGCCGACUGAAGGAGGACGAGACCGAUCUGACCUUGGAUCAGCUCAGCAGGCACGCUUUUGAGUACCUGCAGAACUUCCGAAGCACAGUGCCCAGCCUGAACACUGCCCUGUGUCUGACCCAGCUGCUCAUUGUGCUGUCCCAGUAUGGAGGAUCAAACCACAGGACCUACAGAGAACAGAUCACAUCCCUGACGAGGCAUUUCCUCUGCCAGGAGUGGGUUACAGCAAGUGGAGAGAAAGAGCGUGGAAACAAAUACAAUGAUGCUCUUCAAACUCUCCUCAGUAUUUAUCUGGAGCACACUGAUGAUGUUCUGAAGGCGGUGGAGGAAAUAGCAGGUGAAGGGGUUCCAGAGCUGAUGAAUGCUGCUAAAGAUGCCAACUCACGCAGCUGGCCGACACUCAACAGGCAGACAUUCCUAGUGUACUACAAGAGCAUGAUGGCAGAGCUGGAGAGAGCUGUGCGCAAGAUUCCUCCCAGCAAACAGAUGGAUAGUCAAGAGGUGCAGAGCGAGAAGCUCCUAACAUGGAAUCUGGCUGUGCGUGACUUCCACAUCCUCAUAAACCUGGUCAAGAUGUUUGACAGCAGACCUGUACUCACUGUGUGCUUAAAGUAUGGUCGCCUUUUUCUGGAGUCCUUCCUCAAACUUGGAAUGCCUCUGCUUGACUACAGCUUUAAAAAACACAAGGAGGAUGUCCAGAGUUUACUGAAGACCUUCCAGCUCAGUACUAGACAACUCCACUACAUGUGUGGCCACUCAAAGAUUAGGCAAGAUACAGGGCUGACCAAUCACGUUCCAGCCUUGAAGAAAAGUCUGGAGCAGUUUGUGUAUCGUGUGAAAGCCAUGCUCACUCUUAACCAUUGCCAGGAAGCCUUCUGGCUGGGCAACCUGAAGAACAGAGACUUAAAGGUGAGAUGUUAAACUCAGAUGAAG